UGAAACCCAAAGCCGGCUGCAGCGUGCUGUGGAUUAGAUGUGCCUGGAUUCAGGGGAUCUAAUUCAGUUAAUUGGGAGCCUUGAGCGGGUGCACAUGUCAGCUCAACAUUAAACACGUCUAGCGGUGAGCGUACUUAAGCACGUAGGAAGGAAAGUAAAGGAAACGUAAUGGACGGGGAGAGACUGUUGCUCCUGUUUCCAUUCAGCGAAAAGCCUGACUUGUAUUUCGGUGGGCAGCUAGAAGACCAUCAAACCCGGCCCGUGGUAGCAGAAAGUAGAAUGGGUGGUUUAAGGUGAUCGUUGACAUGGUUUGAAGUGUAAUCCUUUAGCGGGGAUUAGCCUCUGGCACAGCGAAGGGUUGCUGUUGGCGGUCGGAGCACGGACCAAGCCUCUUUGGCCAAUGCCAUGUUUCGCUUGAGUUUCCCCAAGUUGUGCGGACGAACACUGGCUGAGUACCGCCAAAGGAAAGCUCACGCAGAUUCUCAGAAGAAGCAGAAAAAGAAGAAGAAAAAGAAGUCUGAAGAGGAUUCGCAGGGAAGCGUGGAGGUCCAGCAGGAUCGCUCCGUGGGACGUGAGGAUGACUCGACCGGGGGCCGAGAUGGAGCUGAGGAAGGAAAUGAAGAGCGGCCUCGCACCACCGACUUGAGCCUGUCAAGGACGCUGGGCAGCGGCGAGGUGCUCAGGCAUGACCUGACCUCCACCGUAGAGCCUGAGAGUGAGGUGUCAACAACCGCAGAAGAUUACUCCUCAGAGCAGGUCAAUGGCUGCCGGGAGAUGACAGACAAUCUAAUGACGUCCUCCAAGGAUUUUAUUUGGGAGGAGGCGGAGCCUCUACGCGAGGGGAUGAAAGGAGGCAGGACGCAGGACGUGGAGACGGUGGAGGAGCUGAGUCAGGAGCUGGAGGAAAUGAGGUCUGCGUUUGGACGAGAAGGUGUGCAGAAGCUGCAGGACUUUGAGGCCGCCCUGAAGCAGAGAGAUGGCAUCAUCACCCAGCUCACCGCAAACCUGCAGCAGGCUCGCGAGGAGAAGGACGAGAUCAUGAAGGAAUUCCUGGAGCUGACAGAGCAGAGCCAAAAGCUCCAAAUCCAGUUCCAGCAGCUGCAAGCCGGCGAGACCAUGAGGAACACCAGCCACAACAGCACAGCGGCCGACCUCCUUCUGGCCAGGCAGCAGCUCCUGCAGUACCAAGUACAGCUGGACCAAGCCAACCUGGAAGCCAGGAAGAACCAGGAGAGGAGCUGUGAACAGCAGCAGCUCAUCAGCCAGCUCCAGCGCCAAGUCAGCCAUGUGGAGAUGUCAGGGAGAAGAUCAGAGGAGACGUUCGCACAAAGGAUCCAUGAGAAGGAUGUGCUUGUAGCCGAGAAGGAGAAGGUCAUCAUGAAUCAGGAGGAGUCGCUGGCACAGCUGAGAGCAGCAGAGGAGGCUCUUGCCAAAACGCUGAAGGAGAAAAAUGAGCUGAUAUCUGAGCAGACGGCGGUGAUCAGAGAACACGAGCAGGCCCUCACGGUCUUCAGGGAAGAAGUGGCGGUCUUGGGAAGGUCGAGCAACGGGGGCAUCAUCCUGCCGCCGGAUGAGAAAGAUUUGUUGAUAGCAGAGCAGGAGAGAAUCAUUUCAGACCGGGACUGUUCUCUGAGCCGGCUGGAGGAGGAGCUCCAGACAUCACAGCAGAGCCUGCGUGGCCUCCAACAGCGAGCGGCCGCCAAGGACUCGGAGCUUGAAGGACGUCUGGGCGACCUGGAAGCCACCAGGAGCCAAACGGAGCGCUGUAAAUUAGAACUGGAGAAAGCGCAAGGUGAGCUGCAAAGCUGUCAAAGUGAGCUGGUGAACGCUCGCCAGAAGGAGCAAAUGUCAUCUGAUGAGAUCAAGCAGCUCAUGGGAACGGUGGAGGGCCUGCAGAGGCGCUGUCACCAGGGGAGCCUCUCUGAAGGUCAGGCCAUGCAAAGAAUGCAGGAGGACGCCGCCAGGAAGAUGGAUGUUCUCAGGGCAGAGCUGGACGAGAUGUACGGACAGCAGAUCGUCCAGAUGAAGCAGGAGAUCAACUUGCAACACGCGGCGCGUACGGAGCAAAUGGCGGCGCAACAUCACGCAGAGAUGGAGCUUGUUCAAGAGCAACGCUCCGCUGAGGUGGAGACGCUCAAUGUUAAGAUGAGGGAGCUUCAGGAGACAUUAGAGCGGUCCCAAGUCAGCCAUAAUCAAAGCAGGCAUGAACUCACCCAAGAGAAGCUCAACCUCAAGGCUCAGGUUGAGAACCUCCUUCGAGAUCUUGGUUCAGCGAAGGAGAAGGUGGAGCUGGUAUCCAGCAGUUUUAUCUCACAGGAGAGCCAUCAAAGCGAGCUGCUGCGCUUUCAGGAGACCAUCAGCGAGCAACGUCGCCAGCUGGCCGCUGCUCAGGAGGCGGCGCUGGAGAUGGAGACCAAGCACGAAUCGGAGACGACCAAUUACAAGAUCAAGCUGGAGAUGCUGGAGCGAGAGAAGGACGCCGUGUUGGACCGCAUGGCCGAGUCGCAGGAAGCCGAGCUGGAGCGACUGCGAACUCAGCUCCUGUUCAGCCACGAGGAGGAGCUCACGCACCUGAAGGAGGAACUCCAGAGAGGGAGCUUCCUCAAUACUGAAAACCUCCUCAACGAAGCUGCUGUCAAACACCAAAAAGCUCUGGAUGAUCUCCGCCUGGCUUAUGAAGAUGAGCUACAUUUGUUACAAACGGAGAAGUCGGCUUUUUCCACGGAGCGAGAAGAUCUUCUGCACCAAAUUCUUGGCCUUAAAGAAGAUGUGAAGCUGGCGACGCACAGCUCCAAAGCGGAUGAGCUUGUUGAGCAGCUUGAGGAGCUUCAGGUGGAGCUGGAAGAUCUCAGGAAGGGAAGGGAUCAGCGUGCGCGGCUGGAGGGUGAAAUCCAAACGUUGCUGAAGAAGUGUGAGAAGCUAGAAAAUGAAAGAAGGGAGGAGGACCGAUGUUGGCAGAGCAGGUGGAAAGAGCAGCAGCUGGAGAACGACACUCUGAAAGCGGACGCGGACUCGAGAACCGUGGAAAUGGAGACCCUAAGAUCUGAGACCAGUCAGUUGCGAUGCCAGGUGGAUGAGCUUCGAGAGGAAAUCGAAAAGCAGCGGACCACAUUCUCCUUCGCUGAGAAGAAUUUUGAAGUGAACUACCAGGAGCUGAAGGAGGAGUACAGGAGCCUUGUGGAGGCUAAGAUGAACCUGGAGGAGACGACGCUCAAGGAGUCACUCCACUUUGAGGCCAAAGUCGCCGACCUCCAGGCACGCAUUGAGGAGCUGGACCACGGGAAGGUCCCGGCUGAACGUGUGGUGGAAAAGGAUACUACGGAGCUGAUGGAGAAGCUUCACCUCACACUGAGUGAGAAGGAAAGCCUCGCACUGAGACUUUCUGAAGUUACGGAGCAACUGGUGUCGACUGAGGAGAAAGUGGGGCAGCUGGAAGACGAGCUGAAGGACGUGAGACUGGAGAAUGCCAGGUUCAUCACCCAGAACGAAAGCCUGGUCCGAGAGGUUCCAAGAAUGAGCAGUCAAGACGGAGAGAAAAGAGUUAAACCCCAGCAGGAAGAGCUCAAGUCUGAGAUCUCCUCUGAGGACCAUCACGCUCGCAUUCGGGAGAUGGACGCUCCUCAGUCGCUCCUAGCGGAGAGAGCCGGCAUCCAGCAGACCUCGGAGCUUCAGAGGCUCUCUCCAUCUCCAUCUGCGGUCCAGUCCUCGGGGGAGGGACCUGUUGAAGCACGACCCCCGCAGAAGAUAGCGUCAGCGUCGGGCUCAAACCGACGCAAGAGGAGGCAGAGGUUGAAGCAGGAGCGCAAAGUGAGCGGCACACAGGCUGGAAGGCAAAAGGAGGAGGAGGAGGAGGAGGAAGGCAGAGCCACGAGUGCCGCAGAGCCAGAGAUGCAGGCGGAAAGCCAGGUUUUUGGCGACGGCAUCAAACAGGUCAGCAGCCGCAAAGGAGACCACCACGCCGAGUCAGUCGCAUGUCCGGGAGCAGCAGAGAACACCCCCGAGCAUGGCGAGUGCAGGCUGCACAUGGAGGCACAGCGCAUCAGCCUGACUCAGAUCCACGCCGCCCAGCUGGAGCUGCUGCAGGAGGAGGCGGACCACGCUGCAACCCGGAGCGAUGCCAGGGAGCAAGAUGCGGAGGAGCCGGGCGCCAGAGUACCUCGUUGUGAGGAAUUGGAGAAGCUGGAGGAGAAUCACAGGCAGGAGAUGGAGCGUGUCCGAGCUCACUACCAGCAGAGGGCGGCGGAGAUGGAGGAACGCUACACCGCGGAGAUGCUGGUGCUGCAGCAGCGACUGCAGGAGGUCACGGGGGCACAGCCCCACUACAGUGUUCCACCAGACUGCAGGGAGGAGUACAAAGACGAUCUCAAGGCCCUCACCGAUGAACAACUCCUGGAGUGGGUCGCCGACGCUCGCUGGUCUGCGAGGUCCACAGGCUUGAGCGCGCAGCUGCAGACGCUGAGGAGAGCUCUCUACAACAAGUACGUCCAAGAAGUCGCUGUGCUCAAAGUGCAGCACAGCAGCGAACUGAGAAGGCUGCGAGAAGAACUGGAGCGGGAGAGGACGCGAGGGCACAGCCACGAGGAAGGAAGAGGAGGGCAAACUCGGGAUCCGUGCUCCGUGGAGGAGGAAGUCGCCAAGGCCAUUGUUCAGAUGUCAGUGGAGUUUGCGCAGCAGACGGAACUGGCCCGGAUCAACAAGCGUGCCUGCCAGACAAGUUCCUCCAUGCAGACCCCAUCGGACGAAGACGACGUAGAGGAUGUAGAGGAGAGAGAUGAGGAGGCAUCGACUCCAGGAGCCUCUGCCUCCGAGGAGAGGGAGCGCUUGACAAGGGAGUUGGAGGAGAAGAACGCGGAGAUCCAGAAGUUACAGGAGAAGCUGCAGGAAGCUGAAUCGGAAGCGCUGAAGAAGCUGCGACAGAGGGGAGAAGACCGUGAAGGAGAAGCUGUGCAAGAGGAGGACCACGGCACAUGGCGCGUUGGCCUUGAGAGCGUCGACGAGGACAAUGAAAGAAUCCUCUUGCGCCGGGCCAACCAGAGGCUUAGUCGGGUGUUGGCUGAGGUCCUGAAGACCACGGCGGCGGCGGAAGAAACCAUGGGACUCCACAUGCAGAGCCUGCAUGAUGCUUCUUCCAGUGAAGGGCUGCAGGAUGCACACCCUCCCUCCAGACCCGAUGCUGCAGGGUUCUCUGGAGAGAUCUGCCCCGGCGGCGAGACAGACGCGGGUCUGGAGGUGUCCAAGCACAUGAUAGACGGCCUCCUCUUGGGGGAAGCUGGGAGUCGGCCAGAGAACGAGGAGCGCCUCAUGAGCAUCAGCGGUCGCCUCCAGACGGCUUUGGAGAAGAUGUUGAUGGUCAUCAGCGACACCACCGACCAGGUGGAGCAUGCCCGCAUCACGCAGACCGAGCUCAUGCGGGAGUCCUUCCGCCAUAACCAGGAGAUCAGCGAGCUCCUACAGAAGCAGGAGGAGCUGCAGGAGCGGCUGUCGGAGGAGGCCCGAGCGCGUGAGCAGCUGGCACUGCAACUGCACCGAGCCGAGGGUGUGAUUGACGGCUACACGGGCGAACGUGCCUCCCUGGAGGAGCAGUUACGUCAGAAGGAAGAGCUCCAGCUCAGCCUGGAGCAAGAGCUGCAGGUUACCAGCAGUCGGCUGCAGGAGUUGGAGCAGGAGAGGCUGCAAAUGCAGGAGGAACGAGAGAUGAUGUCCCGACAACACGACGCCAUGAGAGAGGACGCAGGCCCCCGUGAGCUUCGCCUAGUUGACGCUGCAAUGGUCGCAGCACCUGAAGCAGAUCUGCUGGAGGAAGCCGAGAAGCUGAUGAAAGAGAAGGUGGAGGUGCAACGGCAGGCGGAGAAGGAGAGCUCCGAUCUCCUGAAGCAGAUGAAGGUGCUGGAGGCGGAGCUGGAAGAGCAGGUCAACAGGGUGAUUGAGCUGGAGCACGCUCGCAAGGCCGAGACCGGAGACCUCCAGCAGCAGAUCCAGGCCCUGGAGAAGCAGCUGGACAAGAACAGGAAGUUCCUGGAUGAGCAAGCCGUGGACCGAGAACACGAGAGGGACGUCUUCCAGAAUGAGAUCAACAAACUGGAGCAGCAGCUGAAGAACCCGCUGAAGCUUCAGAGUGGCUCUGAGCAAAGGAGCCAAGAGGUGGAGCAUCUGACCUCCCAGCUGAAGGAGAAGGCGGACUGGUGCAGUGAGCUCCUGCUCAGCUCCGAGCAGCUGCGUCGUGAGCUGGGAGAACGAGACCAGGAGAUUGACAAGCUGGAGAGCCGCAUCCGUGAGCUGGAGCAGGCCCUGCUGGCCAGCACCGAGUCCCUGGAGAAGGAUGAACAAAAGAGAUGCCACACCUCCAUCACCAAGGCGACGCACUCCACACUGGAGGCUCAGCUGCAGACCGAAAGGGAAGCCUUGGAACGGAAAGAGAAGGAGAUCUGUAAUCUGGAAGAGCAGCUGGAGCAGUUCAGAGAGGAGCUGGAGAACAAGAGCGAGGAGGUGCAGCAGCUCCACAUGCAGCUGGAGAUCCAGAGGAAGGAGAUCAGCAGCCAGCAGCAGUACAUGGAAACCAGGGAGAGCAUGCUUCAGGUGAUGGAGCAGAAGGACAGGGAAAUAGUACAUCUUAAUGAACAGAUCGCUAAGCUCAAACACAAGGAGAAAACAUCUGGCAAGCAGGGAAUCGACGAGCGGGAUGAGCUGAUCAAAGACCUGGAGUCGCAGGUGCAAUGCCUGCGCAGCGAGCAGGAGCGUUUCAAGAGCAAUAGCGAAGACGAGGUUGACCAGCUGAAUGCUGUGAUUGACAAACUCCAGCAGGAACUGGUCCACAUCCAGCCGCACCCGGCCGCGGGUGACGAGUAUGAUGAGAUGAAGCAGAAAAUGGAGUUUGAUACCCUCAAAAUGGAGCAUGACAACCUGCUGGAGAGACACCAGCUCCUGCAGGAGAAGCUUGAAGAGAAAACUGCAGCCGUUGUGGUCGUCCAGGCCCAGGUUCAAGCUCUGGAGCAGAGUGCAGCAUCGAGUAUGAUGGAGCUCCGUGUCCGCAUCCGUGAGCUGGAGGACUCCGUGGGUGAAAAAGACGGCGAGCUCGGCCGCUGUCGCCUCCUGGUGGAGCAAAGUCAAAGCCACGCCGAGGAUCUGCAGCGGAAAGUGUCCACCCUGGAGGAGGAGUUGAGGGAGAACGUGGCGGCCGUGCUGGUCAGCAAGGCCACCCUGGAUGCUUUCCAGCAGCAACAGCAGCAACCAUCUGGCACACGUGGAGAAGAUCACCGCCCGCAGAGUCUGGCUGACUUUGGCCUCCCUCAGAUGGAUUUCAGCCUGCCGGUCCAUGCGAGACAAGCUCCAAGAGGCAAGGUGGUCCACCUGACACAGAAGCUCUGUGAGCUGGAGGCCAGUCUCAGCGGCAUCCAAAAGGACCAGGAGCUCCAGAAGCAGCUGCUCUCCAGCUCGGAGGAGGACGUGCUGGAGUACGAGAAGAGGCUGGCGGUGCUCAUGGAUUUGCUCAGUCAGAUGAAGGUCAAGACACGUUCCAGGACAUGGCCCGCCGUGGAGCAGGCCUCAGCUGGUGGAGUUCUCCAGGAGUUGGAGAAGACAAGAGAGGAGGCCUUGCACACCCAAGAGCAGCUGCACAACUGCAGGGAGCAAUGCCGUAACCUCCAGGAGGAACUAAAAGAAAAAACACAAGUGGUAGAUAAACUUCGAGAGCAACUUCAAAAGGCGUCUUCUCAAGGAGAUGAGAUGCAGGUGCUUCAAGGGGAGUUGGUGAAGAGUCAGAAGGAGGCGGCGCUCGCCAAAGAAGAGCUAAACAGCUGCGAGGAGAGCUUGGAGAAGGUGCAAGAGCUGCUGCAGGAACGUGACCUGACCUUGGCUCGGCUUCAAGCAGAACUUGGCCAAGUUCAAGCGCCAGAGGACAGGGCAGAGCUUCUCAAGGAGCUCCACGAGGUCAGAAGCAAUGCAGACUCCGCCAAAGAGGAACUCAGCAGCUCCAAAUCCCACAAUGAGAAGCUCCAGGAGGAUAUUCUGCUGCGGGAAUUGUCUAUUUGUAAGCUGAAUGAGCAGCUGCAGGAGUUCAAAAACUGUGUUGACACCACCAAAGAAGAGCUGAACAGCUACAAAUCCCACAAUGAGAAGCUCCAGGAGGACAUCCAGAUGCGUGAAACAUCUGCUUGUGAGCUCAGGGAGGAGCUCCAGGAGGUCAAACAGAAUGUGGACGCCACCAAAGAAGAACUGAAUGGCUACAGGCGACACAACGAGGAACUUCAGGAGGACAUCCAGGUGCGUGAAACAUCUAUUAGUGAGCUCAAGGAGGAGCUCCAGGAGGUGAGAAAUAAUGUGAACACCACCAAAGAAGAACUGAACAAAUACAAAUCCCACAAUGAGGAACUUCAGAAGGACAUCCAGGUGCGGGAAUCUUCCCUUCGGAAGCUCCAAGAGGAGCUCCAGGAGGUCAAACAGGAUGUGGACGCCACCAAAGAAGAACUGAGCGGCUACAGGCGACACAACGAGGAACUUCAGGAGGACAUCCGGGUUCGUGAGCUGUCCCUUUGGAAGCUCAAAGAGGAGCUCCAGGAAAUGCGAGCAGCCUUGUCGAAGACAGCCGACUCGGAUCCUGCUUCUCCUUCUCCUGCUCCAUCUCCUCAACCUUUUUCCUCCGCUUCGUCCUCCUCCACCGCCUCCCAGCCCAGGAGAAAGGCAAGCAGGCAGCAGACGGCUAAAGGAAGCAGCACCAAAGAGAAAGCAUCUCUCUCCAGGAAGACUUCAGCUCCCUCAGGUCUGUCCUCCACCAAAAAUCCCAGAAGGCACCUCCACAGCAGCAGCGACUCGGAGCAGCAAGGGCGGGGCGUGGCCGACGCUUCCACUCAGACCCAAGUGUCCGCCAUGGCGGACUGCGGCGAGGAGCCUCCCGCCGCGGCCACCAAAGAGGAGCUGGAGGAGGUGAUGGGAGACUUCCGGGACAAGAUCGUACAGAUGCAGGAGCUGCACGCCGCGGAGAUCCUCGACAUGGAGGCCCGCCACAUAUCGGAGAGCGACAGCCUGCGUCGGGACGUGCAGAACCUGGAGGAGCAAUGCAAGGCCCUCAAAGCCGUCAUUGACAAGCUGCGCUCCACCGAGGCUUCCCUAGCAAGACAAGAUCGGCCACUAUCGCAGUUGAAAGACGGCUACACCAGCGACAGCAGCUCGGACUACAGCCAGAGAACCGGAUAUGACCUCCCCGGCCUCCAGCAGGAGUUCAGGGUGACGCCAGAAGGUGCCAGAAGAGAGACCGACGACCAGUUGCCAGAUCGCAUCAAGACCUUGCUCCGUGAGGUCCACCAGGAGGGGAUGCAGGUUCUCUCUCUGUCAGAGCUCCCGCUCUCCGAAGGCGAGCCGGCCUGCCAGUUCAGCCUCCAGGCCUGGCUGAAGGAGAGGGACGCCUUGCUGGCCACCGUGGAGUCCCUCCAAGGCCUCAUCGCCAAGAUGCAGACAACACAGGCGUCGGGUGCGGAGGAUUGGCGUACCGAGCUGUUGGAUGCGGUGCGCCGGGUCUUUGUCGGGGAGCGUAGCGUGCUCAAGAGUGCCCUCUACAGCCAGGUGGACCUGCUGGACACCAGCGACGCCAUCAUCCACCUCAACCAGCUGGAGCGCAGACUGGCCGAGCAGGAUGCUCAGCACAAAGAGGCCAUGGCUUCACUCUUUGCUGCAGACAGGUCCAGUCUCAGGUCUGAGAUCCAUCAUCUUCGAGGUCAGCUGGAGCAUCUCCAUCAAGAUGGCCGUCACGAUCCCGGCGGGGCGGAGCGGCGGGGAGGAAGAGGUGACGGGGCGAUGGAGACCGACAGGCUGCUGCUGGAGGAACUGAAGAAUGAGCUCUCGCAGACUAAACUGGAGCUGGAGACGACGCUUAAAGCUCAGCACAAGCACCUGAAGGAGCUGGACGCUCUCAGAGCUGAGGUGUCACAGAAGGCUGCAGAGGUGGACGUACUCAAUGACCAGCUGUUGGAGGAGAAGAAGAGGGCCCGUGAAGUUCAGUGGACCAUGGAGAAGGAGCGGUGUCGAAUUGGGAGAAGCGAGGAGAGCACACGAGAAGAACUGGAGGACUUGACCUUUGCUUUGGAGGAACAAAAGAACCAUGUGACCCAGCUGAAGUCCACCUUGGAGCAGGAGCGCCUGGCCACCGCCCAGCUCUGCCAGCAGGCCGAGAGGGAGAAGCUGAGCCUCCACAGGCGCCUCCAGGAGCUCCAGGUCCAGCUGGAGACGGAGCGAGCCAAGGCCCAGGAGAUGAGUGCUGCUCUGGGGAGGGAGAGGCAGCUGCGAGUGGGUGGCGUCUCCUCGGGGGACGGUCAAGCAAAUGAGGAGCACAACCUUCUAGAAGGUCUACAGGAGCAUCUCGAUGACAAGCAUGCACAGGUGGUGCACCUCCUCAGCCAGGUGGAGGCUCACAAACUGGAGAGCGUGAGAAAAGAGGAGGAGCUGACUCUGGCAGGUCACAAGUCCAGACAAAACCAGGAGGCGUUGCUGGAGGCCCAGGUCCGCCUGGAGAAUCUGGAAGCGAGACUCUUGGAGACGCGGGAGCAGCUGGAGAUGGAGGCGGACAGGAGGAGGAGCCUGGAGGAGGAGAGGGAGAGACUGGAGGAGAGGUUGGCUCACAUGAGCGUUUCCCAGCAGCCUCCUCUUUGGGAGGUAACUGACGGAGGCCACCAUCAUGGUCCUUGGCGUACAGCGGACACCAUCUUGGCCAAAGUCCAGCUGGUUUCUUCUAAGCUACGCAACAUGGCGACCACAGCUGUGGGAAGAUCAUCCACGCCGAUCUCUGAUGACGAGCUGACUCUGCUCCGGUCCUCUCUUGAUGAUGUCAUCACCGUGCUGCAGCAAUCUCCAGGUCUCCCAUCCGUGCCCGAGAGCGCCGCCCUGCUGGCGGGGGGCUCCGGCGGCUCCUCCCUGACGGAGCGUCUCCUCAGGCAGAACGCCGAGCUCACGGGUUUUGUCAGCCGUCUGACGGAGGAGAAGAACGACUUGAGGAACCGCUCCCUCCGCCUGGAGGAGGAGCUGCGCUGCUAUCGGCACGCCGGGCCGGGCGAUGGCUCCGGCGGAAGGAGGAGCCAGUCCAGACCGGACUCUGCGGGCCUGCUGCUGCUCUGUCAGGAGAGGGAGGUUUGGGCCGCGGAGAAGGUCCUGCUGGAGAAGGCCUUGCGUCAGGCCAACGCUCAAGUGGCCCGACUCAGGGGCGAGAUCAGGUCGGACACCCUGCGUGAGAUCACCGGACCCGAGGCUGACAAUGCUGCGCUCAAGAGGAUGUACGGGAAGUACCUGAGGUCGGAAAGCUUCCGCAAGGCUCUCAUCUACCAGAAGAAGUACCUUCUCCUACUGCUGGGCGGCUUCCAGGAGUGCGAGGAAGCCACGCUGGCCCUCCUCGCCAGGAUGGGCGGCCGCCCCUCGCCGUCCGGCGCCGAGUCCUUCAGCCAACGCAGGCGGGGCCUCAUGCGCUUCCGCUCUGCCGUGCGCGUCUCCAUCGCCCUCUCCAGGAUGCGUUUCCUGGUGAAGCGCUGGCACAAAACCACCGGGAUGAGCAACGUGACUUCGAAAACGGAACCGGGACAGAUUGGCCCGGAGGCCAGAGAUUCCCACCAUCUCCAUCCUGGUGUGGACGUGUACAGAGACAGGGGCGGAGCCUCCAGCAGAGGGCGCAGUGGUCGUGAAUCCCCGAGAUCCCCCACCUGCUCCACGCAGCACAGGUUUCACACGGCCGGAGAUCCUGGGGGGCUCACCUGCUCCCACCUGCAGAGCUACGACCCCGACCGGGCGCUCACAGACUACAUCUCCAGGCUGGAGGCGCUACAGAGGAGGCUGGGGAGCGUCACAUCAGGUGCUUCCUCCUCCUCCUACGCUCCACUGCACUUGGGCUUGAGAAGAUAAGAAGAAAGCGAAAACUUGAAAAAAAAAAGUUGCCUUGUCCUCCUGCUGAGAUCUUUUCUAUUUUGCUGAUGAUGCAACCUCCCGUCACGUUUGGACCAAAUCUUGGCUGCUUCUUUUCUCGCCCCGCCCCUCCCCCCCGUGGAUGAACUACACCGGUGUACAUUUGUUUACUGAGGAUUUCAGACCUACCUUGACUUGGGCGUAUGGGUGUCUGGGCGUAUAGCGUAUGGGUGUUUGGGCGUUUGGGCAUAUGGGCGUUUGGGCGAUGACUCCACACUACACUGCUUUGUUUAGGAGACGUUUGUAGAGAAGGUAUUUUUCUAGAUGCUUUGGACUUUUCUGGCUAUUUUGUCUAAAAGUGAAAUAAAUGAGAGGAAUAUUUA
Molecule: messenger RNA, 12257 nt
Organism: Doryrhamphus excisus (bluestripe pipefish)
Lineage: Eukaryota; Metazoa; Chordata; Actinopteri; Syngnathiformes; Syngnathidae
Gene: akap9
Product: A kinase (PRKA) anchor protein 9
Biological process (GO): signal transduction
Molecular function (GO): molecular adaptor activity
Source: RefSeq, a predicted model, not a curated record